AUGACCAAGAGAACCGCCCCAUCAGUCGAUGGCGCAGCGCAACCCGAGAAGCGCCUCCCGAAACGACAGAAGCUCGACACGCCCCGGGGUCCUCCACCGAAAGCCGAAGAAAUCCACUCUGCGCGCCAGUUGCAACAGCUGCUAGUCUUCCAGCAAGACAACACUCAGCAGCUGCGGAACGGCAUCCAGAGCCUCAAGGUCUUCCUCGAAUCCAUCCUCUACCCUAAUGACGACCACCCCCUCCCCCGGCAGCGAGCCAUUCUUCGCGAAUUCCUCGAGACGCAGAAGCCGCGCAUAAGCGAUCAAGAUGCCCCUUUCAUGUCGAACCUCAUGCAGACCUGGAGCUUCGCUUCGCAAUCAAACAACGACACGAUUUCCUCCGCCGUCGUCGCCGUUCUGGCCCUCCUCCUGAAGACGCUGUCCUACAACCCUGAAUUGCGCGAUUAUGGCAUGCAACUCUCUCGGACAAUUCUGCAGGUAUCGCAAUUGAAGCUGCUGGCCCGCGGACUGUCGGCGCCGAAACACAAGGAGUCGGCCAUCUCGCCAUGCCUGCGUUUGCUUACCGAAAUUGUUUCUUUCGACAGCGGCGCUCUCGCGAAGCAGCUGUAUUCGAAGCGCGACUUUACUUUUGAAGGGAAAAUACUCGCGCGCAAUCUGGGCAUAAGACAUACCGAGGAAGAAGCGGCAAAAGCCAAGAAGAGGCCGUCGGUUCGCACCAAUGCCGUCAAGUACGUCCUGGCGCAUUUUAGAAACCAGGAAGAGGGAGCCAAGAUAGAUAUCCUCAAGCAUGGCAAUGUCAUGAAGGCUUUGUUCGACCACAUCAGAGAUGACCCGCCGGAGGUUGCUGCCGAGAUUUUGGAGGUCGUAAAGUCUCACGUCAUUGCCGAUAAGGAGAUACCGAGGUCGAGCAAAAGCAAUCUGCUGACGGAUCGCGCAUUGUCGAGCAUAGCGGGCUUGUAUAGGGUGGAGCAAACGUUGGAGGAAGAUUCGGAUGAAAAGGCCAUUGAUGUGGUCGCACAUCGAUUCUUGCUCCAUGUGUGCAAGUCAUCGGAGACUGGGAUUUUGAUCCCUUCUUCGGGUUGGUAUCCGCCCGGAACAGACAAGGAACCCGAACGCGAUGAUCACGACGCUGGCGACGGAAACAUCGACCUGGGACUGGAUUCUCUCGAGUGGUACGACCGUUACCAAGGACGUGUGACCGUACGGAACCCCAACUUGGCCUCGUUCAUGCAGGGUCUAAGACCCUAUGCCAACAAGCUCGAACAAGAAUUGGUAUUGGCUAUAUUCGAAGCUUGCCCGGAGCUUUUUGCCGAUUACUUCUUCAAGAAGACAAGCUUUACCUUCGACCCCAAGUUGACUGCUACUUGGAUCGGUUACGCAUCGUUUCUGUUUUCGGCAAUUCAACUCCCGGUUCCUCGAUUCUUCGGUCACAGAGAUGGCUACGCAUCCGCACCUCCUCCUGUCUCUAUUGCUAUCGAAAGCCUUCUGCCGCAGCCGCUUACGCAAAAGGUGUUGACAAGAUGCUUGAAUCAGAGUUCAGACCUGAUAACCUUUUUUGUCAUUAGGCUUCUCACAAUUGCUUUCCAGAAGCUCGAGAAGAUUUUGGCCCAAUUCAAAGACGCAUCUUCGCAGUACUCGCAUCAGCUUUGGCAACAGGCAAGCGAAAGGCUUCUAUCGGAAUUUUGUGCACGCUGUCCCAAGAUGAAGGAUGUCAUUACAGCCUUUCGCAGAAUCUCUGACGCGAAUCUCAUGCAGAGGGAAGCUAUCACUAGGUUGUUGUCCAUGUACUACAACGUGACACCUCAAAUCGCUCUCGAUGAGAAAUUCGACGUGUCUAUGGCACUAACCAAGUCCCUUACCGAGCUUGAUAAGCAGACAGCAUCUGGAGAAGAGCGCGAGAUCAGACUGCUCGAGCUGAGUCAUCUACUGCAGAUUGCAAGGAGUGCACCUGACAUGCGAUGGUGGCAGAAGCCAGAGUCACUACAGUUCUCACCUUUCACGUCUGUCCUCAAGGUUCUGUCCUCCUCUCCAGAUGGUGCUUCUUCCGAGACCAUCGCGCAGCUGCUCAUCUCCGUCAUUCGCGACCAUGGCAUGCUUCGAACUGAUGGUUACCCAUCAUCUUUCGAUGCACUCAUUUCCAGUCUGAUGGCCAAUGAUGAGCUUGCAGAUAAUUCGGUCUUCAUCUUCCUGGAUGAAUGCCUCGGCCGCUUUGUGAGACGGCCUAUCAAGUAUCAGGACGAUCUUGACGCGACAGUAGCCUCUGCGGAGGUGGAGAAGACUUCAGAGUCUCCUGUCAGUCUUUUGCUUGCAACCCUUGUGGAGCAGUGGCCGUUUGUCUUCAAACUCGAAAAGAAUGCAGCCACUAACGUUUCGCAAUGGACUGCGCGCUUUUUCGCUUGCCUUAAGAAGGUCGGCGAGAAUGAGUUAGUCCUACAAACCUUGCUUGACGGCAUGGUCAAGGCUUCCAGCGGCUCGGCUUGCGGGAAAUACCUUAAUACAGCGCUGAGCGGCGCAAAGGCACCCGAGAUCAAGCCGCUGAUCAGUAGACCUGACAAUGACGGUUCUGAAAAUGAGGCUGGCGGAAACGGCGACUCACUCGACGAUUUUGAGAUAUCUCUGGAACUUCCGCCGAAGGAAAACGAAAAUCAUCCGGAACUCACGCGGUGGAUGCAUAAGGAUGUUGAUGAAGCAGUUGAAGAAGGGCACAUGGCAGCUUUGAUUAUGUGCCUCUGUUCUGAGCACUUGUCAAUACGUCGCCAGGCGCUGCCUAAUGUGCAGAAGCUGAUGGCGAAAGUACAGGCUUCGGGGUACGAAGAGCACGAGCUUAUCUACCUUCUUCUUGGCGAAGUCUAUGAGACUGCCCGACCUCUUAUCGGAACGGAUGAGCCUCUUCCGUGGAUUGCCGGAACGCUCGCUGCUCGUGCGAUACCGAUCCUGGCAGACCCGACGAACUUUUUGUACCCGAAGGUGGGCUCAUUUUUGACGCGCGGACCAUCGUGGACGGUCGGCAGACUGCCGUCGUACUGGGCGGAAAAGAUCAUCCUUAACCCGCCCGAGGGCGAUGACGCAGCUCAUUGGCGAGAGAUUGAGUGGCUGCUGGAAUGGUACCUCGAUGGACUACGAACGGAGAAGGACCUCGGCAUUUUCCGGGCCAGAGGCAUCUUCGAGAGGAUCCUGGCAUUAUUGCUGGAAACUUGCGACAAGAUACGGGUGGAAGAGUGGAGUGGCGGAGAUGCAGCGCAGGAGAUGCAAAAGCUGAUUGAGUGA
Messenger RNA from Lasiodiplodia theobromae, 3267 nucleotides. RefSeq names its product Armadillo-like helical protein. Gene Ontology annotation, cellular component: nucleolus. The transcript is spliced from 4 exons. Bases 1 to 3267 code for a protein of 1088 amino acids. Gene Ontology annotation, biological process: maturation of LSU-rRNA from tricistronic rRNA transcript (SSU-rRNA, 5.8S rRNA, LSU-rRNA); maturation of 5.8S rRNA from tricistronic rRNA transcript (SSU-rRNA, 5.8S rRNA, LSU-rRNA). The record is from RefSeq and is a predicted model, not a curated record. NCBI's taxonomy places the organism in Eukaryota, Fungi, Ascomycota, Dothideomycetes, Botryosphaeriales, Botryosphaeriaceae.